CCGCCAUGAGCCGCCUGCGGGAGGAGGAUGACCCGUACGUGGUGGAGGAGCCCAGCGACGAGGAGCGAGCGCUCAGCAGCUCUGAAGAUGAGGUGGAUGUGCUCUUGCAUGGCACUCCUGACCAGAAGCGGAAGCUGUUACGGGAGUGCCUGACUGGGGAGAGUGAAUCUUCCAGUGACGAUGAGUUCCAGAAGGAGAUGGAGGCAGAGCUCAACACCACCGUGAGAAACAUAGAAGGCAAAUGGAAAUCACCAGAAAUGGGUACUUCUUCAAGUACUGGGCAGGCUGGAUCUGCUACCACUCCAAAGUACUAUGAUGACAUUUACUUUGAUUCUGAUUCAGAAGAUGAAGACAAAACAGUUAUGCAAGAUGUCCAGAAAAAAAGGAAACAUCAACAACGUCGGAUUCUUACCAAUGAUGAGCUGCUAUAUGACCCAGAAGAAGACAGUCGAGAUCAAGAGUGGGUAGACUCGCAGAGAAGGAGGUACCGUAAUCAGAGAAGAGUGCUGCAGCCACAACAGACAAAAUCUUCAUCUGUUCCAAACAGCGAUGCUGUUUUAAAUUGUCCUGCCUGCAUGACAACUUUAUGCCUGGACUGUCAGAGACAUGAAUCUUACAAAACACAGUACAGGGCAAUGUUUGUGAUGAACUGCUUUGUUAACAAAGAAGAAAUUUUGAAAUACAGAAAGAAGAUAAAAAAAAGAAAUAAGAAGAGGAAGCACAGCGAAGAAACUGCUCCUGUACAGUCAAAUCAAGAAGAGGAAGAAGUGUAUCAUCCAGUAUUAUGUACUGAAUGUUCAACUGAGGUGGCAGUGAUGGAUAAAGAUGAAGUUUUUCACUUCUUCAAUGUUCUAGCCAGCCACAGCUAAUAUGCAAAAGCAGAAAAAAAGUGCUCUCUUUAAGAUUGUGUGAAGUAUCAGAAGUGCAGGCCCAUUAGUCUUUUUAAAAUACGUUCUUUAAAUGUACAUUUUUAUCAGAGAACUUUAUAGUGGUUGGACUUCUGACACUAUUGUUGUAUUCCUUUUUAUGAAAGGAAUACUGUUAACUGCUUGCAUUUGAGAGUGAUAUUCUUUUACACUGUCAGGUGGUUGCAUUGUUGAGGAUUUAAUGUUUUGUAAAUACAGUGUAAGAUCUGUGUAUUAUGAUCAUUCCCUGUGUAUGUACUGCCCAUUACCUCAAUAUGUAUUAGAACUAUUGCUUAGAAUAAAUACUGUAUAAGCUGGUU
Messenger RNA from Meleagris gallopavo (turkey), 1225 nucleotides. RefSeq names its product E2F associated phosphoprotein (gene EAPP). NCBI's taxonomy places the organism in Eukaryota, Metazoa, Chordata, Aves, Galliformes, Phasianidae. Gene Ontology annotation, cellular component: nucleus. The record is from RefSeq and is a predicted model, not a curated record.